Calliphora vicina (urban bluebottle blowfly) is the source of this 1348-nucleotide messenger RNA. RefSeq names its product mediator complex subunit 6 (gene MED6). The transcript is spliced from 5 exons. Gene Ontology annotation, biological process: regulation of transcription by RNA polymerase II. Bases 397 to 1227 code for a protein of 276 amino acids. Gene Ontology annotation, cellular component: core mediator complex; mediator complex. Gene Ontology annotation, molecular function: transcription coactivator activity. The record is from RefSeq and is a predicted model, not a curated record. NCBI's taxonomy places the organism in Eukaryota, Metazoa, Arthropoda, Insecta, Diptera, Calliphoridae.
AUCACAUCUAUAUUUUAAAUAUAUGAAAAAGUGUAAAGUACACUCAGUUAAUUAUAAAUAACUCAAGAAAAGUGAAAUUGAAAAAGUAAACAAACUCACCUGUUUUAAUAUAGUAUACAAACGUCUAAUAAUGCGAUAGACGACAGAAGCGUCAUUUAUUUUUGAAGACAAUUGAACACUAAAUUAAAAUUAUUACACAACAUUAAAAAAACAAUUAAAUUAAGUGUGAUAAAUCAAAAUAAAAUACCACAACUAAAAAUAAUAGUGUACAUAAAAAUAAUAUAAACUUUACAUUUUCAUCAACAUUGACCUCUAAUUAUAGCAUUUUAAACAAAUUGAGGAAGAGAAAAGAACGUGCACAUUUUUAAAUUUUUUUGAAAAUUUAAUCAAUUAGAAAUGUUACCAAGCCGCCAACCAAUAACAUCAGAAAACCCAUUAUGGGUAUCUUGGCAUGAUACUCAAAUGAUGGCUUCAUUAAAUCCACAAAAUGUCAUGGAUUAUUUCUGCCGAAAAUCAAAUCCCUUUUAUGAUCGCAUGUGUAAUAAUGAAAAUAUUCGUAUGCAACGUUUGGGCCUCGAAAAUUUACAAAAUAUGGCAGGUUUAGAAUAUAUAUUGCUACAUGUUCACGAACCAAUUUUAUAUGUCAUACGUAAGCAGCAUCGACAUAAUCCUCAAGAAGCUACUCCCAUAGCAGAUUAUUAUAUUAUAGGCGGUACCAUCUACAAAGCUCCUGAUUUGGGAAAUGUUAUUAGUUCAAGAAUUCUAUCAACAGUAUCAAAUUUACAAUCUGCUUUUGAAGAAGCCAGCAGUUAUUCUCGCUAUCAUCCUAACAAAGGUUAUACAUGGGACUUUAGCUCUAACAAACAGUUGACCGAUAAAUCAAAAGCAGCUGCUAAAAAAGAUUCAUCAACCACCAAAGACGAUAAUGGUACAGUAUUUCAAAUGCAACGAGUUGAUAUGCUACUUGCAGAAUUGUUGCGUAAAUUUCCACCACCUAUACCACCAAUAAUUCACCAGCAACAAAUUCAACAAGGUGGCCAAAAUGCACAAAACCAACAAGAAGCAAAUGUAAAUAAUUCUCAAGAUGGCAAUACGAACAAUACAGGAAACAAUGGUAAUCCCACUGAAACAAGCCCAACAGGGGGUGGAACAAAUCAGGGCAUAGAUAUUAAACAGGAGAAUGUGGACAUGAAACCGCCACCAGAAAAAAAGUCCAAGGCUAAUUAGGUGAACAACUAUCUCAAAAUUAUUUUAAUCAAUUAAAAGCAUUACAUAUUUAAAAAUUAUGUCUAAGUUUUAUUUAUAUUUAAGCGUAUAAAUUGUUUAAAUAAAAAAAGAUGCUUAAAAA